CAUCUUGAAUCAAGAAUCGUAAAUCCGAUCCAACUUAUAUAUUCUCAAGCCUGGUCCAGUGAUGAGAAAGUCUAUUUCUCUCACAUCAUGGAGAAUAUCACUGUAGCUGUAAUCGGCGCAGGUCCUGCAGGACUGGCUGUAUUGAAGAACUUGAAAGAGGAAGGCUUCAAAGUCACAGGAUUUGAGAAACGAGAUAGUGCUGGAGGAGUUUGGGCAUAUUCUGAAGAUCCCUUGACGACGUCGACUUUACCAGAGACUGUAUCCAAUGUCAGCAAAUAUGGUGCAGAAUUCUUUCACAGAUUUCCCAAUACCGGAUCAUCUCCCAUCACAUCUCACCUCAGCUCAGACAUGCGAAUACAUCAAAUCCUACGCCUCUCACUUUGAUCUGAAUCGGCACAUACAGUUUAGCACAUCCGUCAACUGGAUCAAGCGCAAUGCCGACGACACGAAAUGGCAAGUCUGCACUAGCCGUGCCCGGAAGGAAGUAACCAACGAUUUCGAUAAAGUUGCUAUCUGUAGUGGACUUUCUACAAAGGCAAUCAUUCCCAAGUUUGGAGGCGAGGAGAAAUUCAAAGGAGAGAUUCUACACGUGCAACGUUACAAGAGACCAUCCGACUUCAAGGGGAAAAGAGUGUUAGUAGUCGGCAUCGGUAACAGUGGAUGCGACACAACAACCCAACUCAUCGGCCACGCCAAAGAUAUCUACCUCUCCCAUCGCGGAGGUGUGAAGAUUCUCCCUCGAAUCGUCGACGGCGCCCCUCUAGACCUCGUCGUCACCCGCCAAAAGAACGUCAUCAAAUUCGUCUUAGAUCGCUACCUCACCUCAGUCGCUCGCUUCCUCUUCGACUGGACAAUCGAGCGCUACUCCAAACAAGCAUUCAAGCUCGACCCCGCCUGGCGCCUCUCCCCCGCCCCCUCACUCGCCAACCACCAGCCCGUAAUAUGCGACGGUCUAGUCGACAGUCUCUGGGCCAAAGAAGCAACAUCCGUCCACGGCCUGAAACGAUUCAUCAGCGAGGACAAAGUCGAGCUUCUAGACGGCACAACCUUAGAAAUCGAUACCGUGAUCCUCUGUACAGGGUAUCAACCCGACUUCUCUAUCACGCCUGACUUCAAUCCUCUCGAUUCAGAGAAAGGUAACACGGCGGGUAUAAACGCCACUCCUCUCGCUCGCUUAUAUCAAAAUAUCUUCCCACCAAAAUACGCAGACUCCCUAGCGAUAAUAAACUACAUCGCCCUCGCCGACGGCGCCAUCACCAUCUCCGACCUCGUCGGCAUGGCCCUCCCUCAAAUCUGGAACGGCAACUCACCCCUCCCAUCCCUCUCCACCAUGAACGCCUCUAUCGACAAACACCACGAAUGGGUACGCGCCCUCGGGAGGGACGAUAGCGUGUAUACGGGAAUCGUGCGGCCCGGGCCGUGGUUUGCGUUUCUGAAUAGCGCGGCGGGGACGCGUGUUGAUGAGAUGUUGGGGUAUGGGUGGGAGGGGUGGAAGUUUUGGGUCAGGGAGAGGAGGUUGUGCGGGUUGUUGAUGAGGGGGGUUAUGACGCCGUUUAUGUAUAGGGUUUUUGAGGGGGGAAAGAGGAAGGUGUGGAGGGGGGCGAGGGAGGCGGUUGUGCAUGCGAAUGAGGAGGUGGUGAGGGUUUAUGGGAAGUAGGGGUGGUGCUAAGAUGUAGAUGGAAGAGAUGAUUAGGUAGAUUGGGUUGAUGGAAAUAGAGUCUAUGAUUAAGCUGAGGCGGAGACGGAUUAGAAGAACAGUCAGUCCACUCGACGAGGAAUACGAAUAAAUUUGCCUUUCGCUACCCCAUACCUGAUACAUCGACAAGAGAUCUGUGAUAUG
This is a messenger RNA of Cadophora gregata, 1840 nucleotides long. RefSeq lists its product as uncharacterized. Gene Ontology annotation, molecular function: NADP binding; N,N-dimethylaniline monooxygenase activity; flavin adenine dinucleotide binding. The record is from RefSeq and is a predicted model, not a curated record. Bases 266 to 1657 code for a protein of 463 amino acids. NCBI's taxonomy places the organism in Eukaryota, Fungi, Ascomycota, Leotiomycetes, Helotiales, Ploettnerulaceae. The transcript has 7 exons.